UGAUAGGCAGAAGGACGGAACAAAACGAUACUUAGAGUUGGAAUUCGGUGUUAGAACACCAUGGAGGUGGGCGCCACUUACUUCGCGGCCCUAGUUGUACUCGUGGCGGCCAGGUCCCCGGGCGAGAAAUAUUUGAAGUGCCAUUGUCACCACUGUGUAAAAAGCAACUUCACAUGCGUGACAGAUGGCGUCUGCCUUGUUUCACUCAGUGUGAGACAUGGCAAAGUGACACGUAACAGCAUGUGUGCUGAACAUAAAGAACUGAUCCCUCCAGACAGACCAUUCAUUUGUGCACCUUCCCCUUCAGAAAAGUUCAUGAAAGUUGUAUGCUGUGAGGACGACUUCUGUAACCGUGAAGAAUUGAUUUCCAUCCCAGGGCCAACAGAACCAGGAACAAAUGCAACACACCUAGGACCCGUAGAGUUAGCUGCUGUCAUUGCUGUUCCAGUCUGUAUCAUUUGUAUUUUCAUGAUGCUGAUUUUGUACAUCUACCAUAACCGUACUGUUAAUCACCAUCGUGUUCCAAAUGAAGAAGAUCCCAAUAUAGAUCGUCCUUUUAUUGAUGAGGGCACAACAUUAAAAGAGUUAAUUUAUGACAUGACAACCUCUGGCUCAGGUUCAGGUUUGCCAUUGCUUGUUCAAAGAACAAUUGCAAGAACUAUUGUUUUACAAGAAAGUAUUGGGAAAGGUCGUUUUGGAGAAGUGUGGCGUGGAAAGUGGAGAGGAGAAGAGGUUGCAGUAAAGAUAUUUUCUUCACGAGAGGAGCGUUCUUGGUUUCGAGAAGCAGAAAUUUACCAAACAGUUAUGCUACGAAAUGAAAAUAUUCUUGGAUUCAUUGCAGCAGAUAAUAAGGACAAUGGAACAUGGACUCAGCUGUGGUUAGUGUCUGAUUACCACGAGCAUGGCUCACUGUUUGAUUACCUUAAUAGGUACACCGUUACUGUUGAAGGAAUGAUUAAACUUUCUCUGUCAACUGUCAGUGGGCUUGCACAUCUCCAUAUGGAAAUCGUGGGUACACAAGGAAAGCCUGCUAUUGCACACAGAGAUCUAAAGUCUAAAAAUAUUUUAGUGAAGAAGAACGGAACCUGUUGCAUAGCAGACUUGGGACUUGCAGUAAGGCAUGAUUCUGCAACGGAUACCAUUGACAUAGCACCAAAUCACAGAGUUGGAACAAAAAGGUAUAUGGCUCCAGAAGUUUUAGAUGAUUCAAUAAAUAUGAAACAUUUCGAAUCAUUCAAGAGGGCCGACAUCUAUGCUUUGGGACUAGUGUUUUGGGAAAUAUCGCGAAGGUGUUCAGUUGGAGGUAUUCAUGAAGACUACCAGUUGCCUUACUAUGACCUAGUACCUUCUGAUCCUUCUGUUGAGGAAAUGCGGAAAGUGGUUUGUGAGCAGAAGUUAAGACCAAACAUUCCUAACAGAUGGCAGAGCUGUGAGGCCCUCCGAGUAAUAGCUAAAAUAAUGCGAGAAUGCUGGUAUGCUAAUGGAGCAGCCAGGCUUACAGCUUUACGUAUUAAGAAAACACUUUCGCAGCUCAGUCAACAGGAAGGCAUUAAAAUGUAAACCCAGGUGCAUCAGUUGUCAACAUUUCAAGGAUUCAUGUCAAAUCCUGCAUAAUUAUGUUUGGAAGGGAUAUUUGUUCUACCUCAUUGAGGGGAUGGACGUAAGAAGGAGCUCACCUUCUGAACUUCAUAGGAAUGUCAACCAUUAAAUCCACAUUUUCUGUGGUCAUGACCGAAGAUUCACUGAAGGGGCCUCUCUGCACUAUGAAUACCCACCUUCCCAGGACAUUUACACAGAAUAUUAUUGUGUAGUCUAGCUUUAUUUUUAUUAACACAAAACUUGAUAAAAAAAGAUUUUAUAAUUAUUGUUGGUCUUAACUUUCAGUUGGGUGCAGAAGAUAAUAAAGAGAAUGGAGGGUGGUUCACUGCCCUCUGUAUACAGUAUGACAUUAUACAGUAUUAAACAGGAAGGAAUGUGUGAGUUAUCAAGGACCGGGUUUUUUGUACCUAUGUAAAUUGUUUUCUUGAACUAGAUUUUUAAAUCUAUUGCACAUCUUUCCUGCAUGAAGGAGGAUACAUUAAAUUAUUUUCUCAGAUAAAAAUGGCCUCAUACUAAUGGGGAACAUGAUUUAUGCAACUAUAUUUUAUAUAUCUAUGUAUCUCUAUCUAUCUAUCUGUGUAUAAUAUAUAGCUAGAUAGAUGUAGGUAUAUUGCUGUUAUUUUAAAUUAACUUCAGAAUAGUACCAUGCCUUUCAGGUUGGAUUGUACUAUACCAGUAAGUGCCACGUUUCCUCAGUCUUGAUGCAUAUUAAAUAUACAGUUAUGAACUUCCACUGUAUUUCAGAAUACUGUGCACUGCAGAGGUAUAUUAGUUCUGUAAUUAAAUUAACCAUGUGUAUGUUAUGUCA
Molecule: messenger RNA, 2407 nt
Organism: Protopterus annectens (West African lungfish)
Lineage: Eukaryota; Metazoa; Chordata; Ceratodontiformes; Protopteridae
Gene: TGFBR1
Product: transforming growth factor beta receptor 1
Exons: 9
Coding region: 61-1560 (499 amino acids)
Biological process (GO): activin receptor signaling pathway; cellular response to growth factor stimulus; nervous system development
Cellular component (GO): plasma membrane; activin receptor complex
Molecular function (GO): SMAD binding; activin binding; activin receptor activity, type I
Source: RefSeq, a predicted model, not a curated record